This is a messenger RNA of Phragmites australis (common reed), 2466 nucleotides long. RefSeq names its product probable serine/threonine-protein kinase At1g01540. NCBI's taxonomy places the organism in Eukaryota, Viridiplantae, Streptophyta, Magnoliopsida, Poales, Poaceae. The coding region runs from base 610 to 2124 and encodes 504 amino acids. Gene Ontology annotation, biological process: protein phosphorylation. The record is from RefSeq and is a predicted model, not a curated record. The transcript has 7 exons. Gene Ontology annotation, molecular function: ATP binding; protein kinase activity.
CCAACUGGUCUUGUAGCCCACUCCUCCCUGCUCGCUCUCUCUCUACACUCCUACACUCUAGUCUCUACUCUGAGCAGUCGCUUUUGUACUAUCCAUGCUUCCCUCUCCAUUUUUUCUUGAUUUGCGAUGUGAUUGGCCUCUAAUGAUCAUCACCAACCACCCAGACCCAGACCACACCUCACCACCGUCCUCCCCACCAAAAUCCAUGCUGGUAUCACAGCUAAAUUAACCAACCAUCGCGCCUUCCACCCCCAAAAUAAUCCAAUCUCUGCACCCACAUUGCCCCCAAAUCUAAACCAUUUGAGGCCAAACACCCUCCAAAUCCACCUUUUUCAUCAUUCCAUCCUGUCCUAAAUCCCCUCCCGUCCGAAGUCCUACCUUUCCCACUGCAUCCUCUGCUGAAAUCCAGAGAUUCUUGGCCACUUUGAUUGCCCGGUUUAUUUAUUUCCUGCAAAAAUCCAGCCCUGCAGCACCCAAUUCCAUGCAAAACCCCAAUCUUUGGCAAAUUUUUCUUGUAGAAAUUCAGUCUUUAGCUCACAAUUCUGCUCGGAAUCCAGGGAGAUCCACCAUUUCUGCCUGAGCCAAGAAGCGCUGGGCAGCGCCGCGCCCAUGUCGGACUCGGAGCUGUCUCAGGGCACGUUGGUGUUCGGUCUCCACCUGUGGGAGCUUGUCGGCAUCGGCGUCGGCGCCGCCUUCGUUCUCCUCCUCGUCCUCCUCUCCCUGCUGUGUCUCCUCGCCUCCCGCCGCCGCCGUCGCCGCCGUGCCGUCCCGACCACCCCCGUCCUCCACCUCCCUGUCACGGCGCCCAAUGCCCAGCCCAAGCACCCCACCAAGCCCCCCAGGGACAUCCAAGAAGUGCCUUCCCGCGCCCCCGCCGCCCCGGCCAAGGCGCCGCUCGCGCAGAUGCUCCAGGCGCCCCCGCCGGACUCCAUCCAGAUCGAGACGGGGAAGGAGCACCGCAUCACGUUUCCGGAGCAGCCGCCGCCGCCGCACCACCAGCGGAGCGGGGGGCCGUCGUCGCGGGGCGCAAGCGGCGAGAGCCGCGGCGGGGGCGGGGAGCCGGGGGUCCCGGAGGUGUCGCACCUGGGCUGGGGCCACUGGUACACGCUCAAGGAACUGGAGGCCGCCACGUGCAUGUUCGCCGACGAGAAGGUGAUCGGCGAGGGCGGCUACGGCAUCGUGUACCACGGCGUGCUCGAGGGCGGCAUGCAGGUCGCCGUCAAAAACUUGCUUAACAACAGGGGGCAGGCAGAGAGGGAAUUCAAGGUUGAGGUGGAAGCGAUUGGGCGGGUGCGGCACAAGAACCUGGUGCGGUUGUUGGGAUACUGCGCUGAAGGCAACCAAAGGAUGCUUGUGUAUGAGUAUGUCAAUAAUGGAACCUUGGAGCAAUGGCUCCACGGUGAUGUUGGUCCUGUGAGCCCUCUUACAUGGGAUAUCAGAAUGAAAAUUAUUCUAGGAUCAGCAAAAGGCUUAAUGUAUUUGCACGAGGGACUUGAGCCGAAGGUGGUUCACCGUGAUGUCAAGUCGAGCAAUAUUCUCCUUGAUAAGCAUUGGAAUGCUAAGCUUUCUGAUUUUGGGCUAGCAAAGCUUUUGGGCUCAGAGAGGAGUUAUGUCACAACGAGGGUCAUGGGAACAUUUGGGUAUGUUGCGCCAGAGUAUGCAGGCACUGGCAUGUUGAAUGAAACUAGUGAUGUCUAUAGUUUUGGGAUUCUUAUUAUGGAAAUAAUAUCUGGCCGGGUACCUGUUGAUUACAACAGGCCACCAGGGGAGAUUAAUCUUGUUGAAUGGCUGAAGACAAUGGUCAGCAGCCGAAAUUCUGAAGGGGUUUUGGAUCCAAAGAUGACUGAAAAACCUACUUCUAGAGCAUUGAAGAAGGCUUUGCUAGUGGCUCUGCGGUGCGUAGAUCCUGAAGCUCGUAAGAGGCCAAAGAUUGGGCAUGUCAUUCACAUGCUUGAAGUUGACGAUUUUCCCUACAGAGAUGAACGUCGAGGUGGCAAAGCACCAGCUCAAGCAAAACUGGCGGAAACACCAGCAAGCGAACCUGGUGAUAGCAGUGGGAACAACACACCAAAAGACACACCUGAUCAAGGCGAUCCUUUCACUUGGAGAAAUCUAGAGACCUAGCUAUCAGGAAAAUGGCAACCACUCUGAAUCCUAACGCCUGAUCAAGAACCUGGACACUGAGUUGCAAACGUGCAGCUCAUUUGCUGCACCAUUGGGUCGGUCAUAGAACUACGGAAGGCGCCUAUGGUGAUCAUGACAGUAUCUGUACAUUGUUGGAUUAAUAUGUUAGCCAUAGCGAUUUUUUUGUUUGUUUCUUUUGGGUCAUAUUUAUGCGAGAGAUGAUUUUGUAUGAUAAAAGGCGUGUACUCCGGAGGUAAAAAUCGAGCAUUGCUAUAGUUGAAACCAUUUCAGUAGGAUUGGCCCAUGACCUGGAAACUUGCUGCCUGCUUAAGCCAUUUGUGA